This is a messenger RNA of Lytechinus variegatus (green sea urchin), 1769 nucleotides long. It is a transcript of the gene wdr18, whose product is annotated as WD repeat-containing protein 18-like. The transcript is spliced from 10 exons. NCBI's taxonomy places the organism in Eukaryota, Metazoa, Echinodermata, Echinoidea, Temnopleuroida, Toxopneustidae. Gene Ontology annotation, molecular function: protein binding. Gene Ontology annotation, cellular component: nuclear pre-replicative complex. Gene Ontology annotation, biological process: DNA-templated DNA replication; rRNA processing. Bases 46 to 1365 code for a protein of 439 amino acids. The record is from RefSeq and is a predicted model, not a curated record.
AGGUCAAACACGUGCUCUCCACAUUCUAACUUACACGUGGGCAAAAUGGAAGCGCUCCUGAGUACAGACACUUCUGGCCAACUCUGGACAGCGUCUCUAGUAGAUCCUUUUACUGGUUCCUCUCUUGCCACUUUCAAGUCUGGAUACAGUUGCCAUAGAAGCCUUUGUUCAACUAAAGAAAGACUCAUCAUUGCAUCAAAAGACAGACCGAUUCUUAGUGUAUGGGACUUUCGAGGAUCACGAAAGGAUGGGCAGCCACAACGUCAGAUGUGCCCAGGAAUUGUUUCAGCUCUAGCGACAUCUGCUGAUCACCAUUACAUAGCAGCUGGUAUCGCAGAGAAAGUCCACAUAUGGCAGCUUACAGAUGGAAUGCUUGUUGCUGUUCUGACGACCCACUACCAGACGGUUACAAAGGUGUGCUUCACGGAUGAUGGCAGCCAUAUUGUUACUGCUAGCAAGGACAACAUGAUCUUAAUAUGGGAAAUGUCAGAAGUGGUGCACCAGUGCACCCUGGGUAAAUCUUGUAGCCCUCUUCAUGUGGUAUCCGGCCACACCCUUCCUGUGACAGACCUGUUUGUCGGAGCUGGAGGUCCGAUGGCUCAUAUUAUAUCAGCAUCACAGGAUCAUUCAUGCAAAGUUUGGGAGUUAUGCUCUGGUCAACAGCUGUGCAAUCUUCUAUUUGAUGUCCCGGUAGAAUGUGUGACGGCUGAUGGUGCAGAGACCUGUAUGUUUGCUGGGUGUUCUGAUGGUGCCAUAUACCUAGUCCAUCUCUUUGAUGAGGGAUCCUCUCAGGAAAGGCACAUCAGUAAAUCUGAUCAAUCAGCUGUCAAUGUUUUUCAAGGUCAUAGUUCAUCUGUCACAUGUCUGUCCGUCAGUCUGGAUGGAAGCAUGUUAGCAUCAGGAAGUACUGAUAACACUGCAAGGAUAUGGGAUAUAGGAAGUGGACAGUGCAUCAGAGUUAUACAACACAAAGCAUCGGUAGGGGCUGUACAAUUUGUCUUGCGGCCUGUCGUCCCUCCAACCAAUGCACCCCCUCCCAAGGCUUUGCCCCCUCUUUCCCCGUUUCAGAGGAACUUCUCCUGGUCUGGGGCUGGUGACGCAACGGUUCACGGUAGUUUUGAAGGCGGUUGUGCUGUCAAGAUUUCUAGGCCUGUUGAGGAUACUGAUGAGAAGUAUGAGGAAGAAGUUGGUUUACCAAGGAACGUCCAGGAUGCAAAUGCUCAGAUAUUCAAAUUCCAGAAGCAACCAAGAUCCGAUGAAGACGAGGUAACAAGGUUGAGAAGAAUCAAUGCCCAGCUCUAUCAUCUUUGUGCAAACUCACUUCUAGACAGGACAGAAUCAGCCAGUUCUGGCAAUGAACGUUAGUGUAUAUCCUAGGGAUGGAGUGGAAACAAGCCUCAGCACCUAAUUUUGAAGCCUUGGUCUUGGCCUUGGGCUGUCUACAAAGUCUGGAGGGAAAAGUUUUCUCUAGCGGCAUGGUGGCUGGGAACUCCUAUCUAUCCUAGAUAUAUUCAAACUUGCAAUGUCAUAGGCUGUUGAGGAGGGUAGUCUGUGUUGCCUGCCCUGGAAGAUGGAGAUCACCACAGGGCAAGUUAUCAGCCUUAGCAUGAUGCACACCUUGUUCAAAGUCACCUAAUAAUCAGCAAACUAGUCAAGCUCACUCAAAGGAAAGACGGGAGAGAUCUGUGUGGACAUUGAUUGUUGAAAACCGGGUGGUUUUUGUCUCACCUGCAUAGCAGAGUGAGACUAUAUGCGCUGCUUUUCCGACG